Molecule: messenger RNA, 843 nt
Organism: Entrophospora sp. SA101
Lineage: Eukaryota; Fungi; Glomeromycota; Glomeromycetes; Entrophosporales; Entrophosporaceae
Source: the annotation of a GenBank genome assembly
AUGCCUGGGAAAUACCCAAUUGAAUCCAAAUCAGAACAUGAAGAAAUGAUUCGUGAAAAAGAGAAGGGUGGAAAGGUUACAUGUUAUGGAGCUAGAGCAUUAAAUGAAGGCGGAUAUCAGUCAAUUCCUAAAUUAGUAUUCCCUGGCGGAGCAUUGAUAGGAUGUACGGCCGGAUUUAUGAAUGUCCCAAAGGUCAAGGGAACUCAUACUGCAAUGAAAUCAGGAAUGCUUGCAGGAGAAGCAGCAUAUAAAGCAUUAGCAUCUAAAUCAGAAACUGGCAAUUCUAGUUCCGAUCCAAUAAUCCUUGAUGAGUAUGAGAAGUCAAUUGAGAAUUCAUGGAUUUAUAAGGAAUUGUAUGAAGUGAGAAAUGUGAGACCCUCAAUUAAUAACCCAUUUGGAUUAUGGGGUUUCAUAGUAUAUUCAGGAUUGGAUACAUUAUUUUUAAAAGGAAGAGUGCCGUGGACAUUUAAACAUCAUGAUGAUUGGGCUUCUUUGAAACCUGCAAAAGAGUGCAAGCCAAUAGAAUAUCCUAAACCUGAUGGUAAGAUAACUUUUGAUCUUCUGGAAAGUGUGUCAAGGAGUGGAACCAAUCAUUCAGAAAACCAACCUGUGCAUUUGAGGUUGAGAGAUAAGAAAGUACCGGUUGAAAGAAAUCUAAAGAUAUUUGAUGCUGGAGUGUAUGAAUUUGUUGAUGAUGAAACGGAUUCGGAUACAAAAAAACGACUACAAAUAAAUUCACAAAAUUGCGUGCAUUGUAAAACAUGUGAUAUUAAAGAUGUGUCACAGAAUAUAGAUUGGGUUACUCCUGAAGGUGGAAAUGGUCCAAAAUAUGUUAACACUUAG